This is a messenger RNA of Megalops cyprinoides (Indo-Pacific tarpon), 2019 nucleotides long. RefSeq names its product filensin-like. Bases 1 to 2019 code for a protein of 672 amino acids. Gene Ontology annotation, cellular component: intermediate filament; cytoplasm. The record is from RefSeq and is a predicted model, not a curated record. Gene Ontology annotation, biological process: lens fiber cell development. Gene Ontology annotation, molecular function: structural constituent of eye lens. The transcript has 8 exons. NCBI's taxonomy places the organism in Eukaryota, Metazoa, Chordata, Actinopteri, Elopiformes, Megalopidae.
AUGUUCAAGACCAGCUACCGGCACGAGGUGCGCAAGGAGAAGUACGAGCGCUCCGACGUCUUCGAGGAGCCCAGGAGCCCCGAUGACUACGGCCCGGGGUCCGCUGUCCAGGGCUGGGAGAGCCUGCAGGAGCUCAACGAGCGCUUCGCCAAGUACAUCAACCGGGCGCGCGUACUCGAGCAGCGCAAUGCCGUCUUCAGGAAGCAGCUGGAGACUCUGCAGAGGAUGGAGGAGGUCUCCGGGCUGGAGGAGGCCUUCACCGAGCAGAUCGGCCUCAACAGGCAGAGGAUCCGCGAGCUGCUCUCUGACCGCGCCAAGCUGGAGCGUGAGCUGAAGGAUGCAGAGCGCAUGCUGGAGGAGUUCACCUGCAAGUAUCGCAAUGAGUGCGACUACCAGCAGCAGUUGAGGGGCACGCUGGAGCAACUCAAUAAGGAGGCUGACUCCACCCUGUUGAGAAACCUCGAGUUUCAGAUCCAGUCCCAGUUUCUGCAAGAUGACAUCAACUCCACCAAAGACAGAAACAGAAAGAACCUUGCAGAAAUUCAGACCUACGUCAACAUACUCCAUCAGAUCAACCAGAACAUCCCUCUCUUGUCUAGCGUCUCUGUGAACGUAUCAGAGGAACAAGAGAAACUCAUAGCCCAGAGGCGGGUUCCCACCCUACAGAGUCAACUGGAGGAGUACAAGAGUGCCCUCUGUCAGCUGCAAUCACAAAAGCACAGGCUGCAGACGGAGACCUCUGUGCUGGAGCUGACCAUCAAGAGCACUCAGGACAGCUAUGAUGAUGAGAUCCAGCUGUACAAUGAGCAGAUUGAGGCUCUGCGCAAGGAGAUUGAGGAGGCCGAACGCUCACUGGAGAAGUACACCAAUGAGUGCCGCCAGCUGGCGAUGUACCAGACCUCUCUGGAAAAUGAGCUGGAGAGACACAAGAGGAUCAUUGAGAACGAGGACAACAGAUUGAAUUCAGCGAUAAUUGGUACUCCCAUCACCUUAUUCACAACUAAUUACAGCUACACCCACACCCCAUCGAUGACCAGCAGGGGAAAAGAUAUCACUCAGGCCAUACAAGACAUCACCAGUGUUAAACCUCGCCAGAAGAACCUGGCUAAGAAAGCCCUAAAGAAGAAAGACAUCAACCCCAAGGACAUGGUGGACAGUGGGCAGGAGGAGAGAGCUGGUGGGGAUCCUGCAGAAGGGGACGUGAGGGGCGCUGAUGAGGAUGAGGGGGAAGUGAAGAAGGAGGAGCACUCUGUCCUUUACCAGGCCACCCCUCAAGAUGUGCCAGACGGAAGCCAGAUCAGCAAGGCUUUUGACACGCUGUGUAACAUCGUGAGGGAUCGCAUGAGGAGGUACAAGAAGCCUGAGCCUAUCGCUGACUUCUACACCAAAGGGCGUUAUGUGCUGGUUAGUGGUGAGGGCAGCUAUAUGGAUCCCUGCUUCUACUCCUCCACGCCCUCAGCUGGACAUAUUUUUGUCACCAUCCAGAAUGGCAUGACGCCCCCUUACAUGUACGAAGAUGAUAGGCCUGUCCCUGUGCCAGAACCUUCACCAGCUCCACCCCCAAUGCCCCCGGCCCCCCCUGCGGCCCCAGAAGAUGGGAAAGGAGAGGGUGACCAUGACAAGGGAGAGAUAAAGGAGGGAGACAGGGGGAAAGGAGGAAAAGACGGGGAGGGGGGUGAUAGAGGGGGCAACGGAGAACCCCAGCCCAUGUCCCUGGGUCCCAAACCAUGUCCUGCCCCAGCCCCGCACCCACCCAGGGGUCCCAGCCCAACCCCAGGCCCCAGCGAGCCUUUGGGGCCACAAAACAACAAGCACAAAAUCCCAGACAGCAGCAGACGCAGGGUCUCACCACCCAUGCCAUUCCCCAGGACCAGCAUGCCUGCAGACUCCAUGAGCUAUGAGAAGGUAGAGAUGGUAGAGUCCAUAGAGAAGAUCUCCGAAGACAAGAACGUCCGUGGCUACGAGGAGACGGCCAUGAUUGUGGAGACCAUGAUCGAGAAGACCAGCAAGAAGAAAUAA